Fusarium falciforme is the source of this 1533-nucleotide messenger RNA. RefSeq lists its product as hypothetical. The coding region runs from base 1 to 1533 and encodes 510 amino acids. The record is from RefSeq and is a predicted model, not a curated record. The transcript is spliced from 2 exons. NCBI's taxonomy places the organism in Eukaryota, Fungi, Ascomycota, Sordariomycetes, Hypocreales, Nectriaceae.
AUGGAGUCCGAGGACCUUCGCAAGAAGCAUGACCUCGUUACGCAAGCCAGGUCCGUUUCUUGGAUCCUGAAUCUUCGACUGCCCCCCGUUCCCGAUGGGUUGCCUCCGACGUCAGGGCUUGACUGCCUCGUUGUGGCUACCCGCCGCAUCUACAGCGCGGCACUGAUCGCCGACGAUUGCCUCGCCAAUCUCAACGGGUUCAAGAAGUCCGAGGCUCAGAAUCCCAUUCUCGCCUUUUCUUGGCUCAUGUUUGGGGAGCCCAAGGGAGCUGAAGCCUGUGCCAGGGCUGUCAAGGUCAAAUGCGCUCUCCUCGAAGCCAUUCCCGAAUCCAAGGCGAGUUUUGAAGCUCUGUGGACGUCCGAUAUGAUGAACCAGACUUGCCGGGCAGACUUCGUCAAGCCGAUCGAGUGGACACGCCAAGAGGUUGCCGAGGCCAGCAUCAUCAGGCUGGACCGGGCCGCGAAUCCCCAACUUACGCUGCAGGAAGCUGUCGACAACUGUUUCGGUAUCGAAAACAACACGCUCUUGGUCCCUUACCGACCCCGAGUCAUUCGGGUCUGUUAUACCCCCGGGAUGCGUGACCGUCUUCCUUUCCAGGCUCUGCGCGAGUUCUUCCUCCCACAGGGAAGUGUGCGCACUGUCGACGGUCGGGUUAGGUACAUCCAAGACGAGCUGCCUAUGCGAUACGCCCUGAUAGCCGUUGUUCGCAUGCGGUCGGGUCCUCACGAAGGCGAUAACGUCAGGACUUAUAGGGCAUGUGGAGCGAACAUCGCGGCCCAGUGUGAGCCUCGGUCAUACACGUCAGGCACCUGGCUCAUCGGGGAGCCCUCUCCUCACAACUUCGCGUUGUUUUUCUGUCUGGCGGGGAAUGAACUUCUCAUUUCUGAGUACCCUGAACUGCAGAAACCUGCCCGAAUGAUCGAUCCAGAAGAGGAAUUGGCAGUGGAAGAGGAACUCGCUUGUGCCCUCCAACGGAUCGACUUGGAGGCGACGACGGGAUGGGCACCCCGAUUCAAAGACCCCGGAACCGAGUCACUUCCCUCGGACCCCCCCAGAUCGGAAUCCCGAGCCCCCGGGCACCCCUCAUCUUCAUCGAGCCUACCGCAGGCCCAGGACCCCGCCGCCGAGACUCGACCCGCCGUACCUCCGUUGUCCUCAUCCAGCCUACCGCCGGCCCGGGACUCCGUGUCCAAGAUCCAUCCCCCGAGUGGUCCGAAAGCACGGUCCACUACAAACCCACAGGGCCAGUCGUCGCAAGACGAACAAGUGGCUUCUGCCGAAGACUCGGCUCGCGGGAAUCAGACGGGCGCCAAUCCCAAGCGAGCACGCCCAAGGGGCAAGGGGAAGAACGCUGCACCUGGCGGCUCCGACCGAUCGAACCAUCAACACCGCGGUGGUGGCCAGGGGAAAAACGGUUCUGGGCGCGCCAGAAAUGCCAGGCAUUACUCGCCUCCCCCUUCAUCACGAGGUCAAAGGACAAGGGGUCCAGAUCGUCAAGACGACUCGAGGCGUGAUCGCGAUCAGAGCCGUUAG